Molecule: messenger RNA, 2141 nt
Organism: Limanda limanda (common dab)
Lineage: Eukaryota; Metazoa; Chordata; Actinopteri; Pleuronectiformes; Pleuronectidae
Product: heterogeneous nuclear ribonucleoprotein A/B-like
Exons: 9
Coding region: 106-1251 (381 amino acids)
Biological process (GO): regulation of gene expression
Cellular component (GO): nucleoplasm
Molecular function (GO): RNA binding
Source: RefSeq, a predicted model, not a curated record
UCCUGCCACGAGUUAGCGGCGAAUUUGGAGAGAGUCCAUUUUGAGCAGCGGGUCGGCGUCGCUGGUUUUUUCCCCUCAAAUCUUUCAAAGAGCCUCACCGUCACAAUGUCAGACUCCGAGAACCUGCUCAUGGAGACCUCCGAGCAGAACGGCAACGAGGGCGAGGACGAGCAGAACGGAGCCGAGCAGGAGCAGGAGCUCAUGGCCGGGGACGAGUGCCCGGAGGAGGCUCCCGAGGAGGUGCAGGACGAGGUUCCAGAAGACGUUCAGGAGGACGCGCCGGAGGAAGCUCAGGAAGACGCUCUGGACGAGUGUCUGGACGAAGGCGAAGGUCAGGGAGACGGACAGGACAACGGGACAGACAACGGCACGGACGGAGGCAAGAUCGAUGCCAGCAAGGGAGAGGAGGAUGCUGGGAAAAUGUUCGUCGGUGGUCUCAGCUGGGACACGAGUAAAAAGGACCUGAAGGACUACUUCAGUAAGUUCGGCGAGGUGUCGGACUGCACCAUCAAGAUGGACUCCAGCACCGGACGCUCCCGGGGCUUCGGCUUCGUCCUCUUCAAAGACGCCGUCAGCGUUGACAAGGUGCUGGAGCAGAAGGAACACAGACUGGACGGGCGUCAGAUCGACCCCAAGAAGGCCAUGGCCAUGAAGAAGGAGCCCGUUAAGAUAUUCGUCGGAGGUUUGAACCCCGAGACGACGGAGGACGCCAUCAGGGAAUACUUUGGCACCUUCGGAGAGAUCGAUACCAUCGAGCUUCCGCAGGACCCCAAGUCGAAGAAAAGGCGGGGCUUCAUCUUCAUCACGUACAAAGAAGAAGCGUGCGUCCACAAGUGUCUGCAGAAGAAAUUCCACAACAUCCAGGGUGGAAGGUGUGAGCUGAAGAUCGCUCAGCCCAAGGAGGUGUACCAGCAGCAGCAGUACGGAGGAGGCCGCGGCGGCGGCGGUGGUGGAGGAGGCGGCGGCGGUGGUGGCGGUUAUGGUGGAGGCGGCGGCCGGGGCAGAGGCCGUGGAGGUCAGAAUCAGGGCUGGAACCAGGGCUAUGGUGGAAACUACUGGAACCAGGGAUAUGGUGGUAACCAGGGCUAUGGCUACGGUGGAUACAGCGGCUAUGGCAACUAUGACUACAAUUCUGGUUACUAUGGGUAUGGCGGUACCGGAUAUGAUUACAGCUCCACAGACCAGGGCAACGCCAGCUACGGCAAAACCCCCAGACGGGGGGGACACCAGACAGGCUACAAGCCAUACUGAUGAUGACAUGGUAUUGCAAGGACUUCAGCGAUCCAAUGAAAGCGACCGCUGACCGGACACACCAGGCCGAACUCGACCUCUUUUAUGACAGAAGACCAUUUGUACAGAAAACAUCUGAAAUGUAACUUUUCCAUGUUUAUUUUUUUUUCCUUUUUUUUGUUUUUUUAAUCCUAUAUUUUUUAGCUUUUACUUUUCCCUUCUGUGUUUAUUUUUUUUUUCUCCCCCCUUCCACAUUUCCACCGACGGAAGUGUAAUUUUUACUGUACUUUUUGGUACCUGUUUUGAUUCUAAUGUAUUGUAAGGGUUGUAUUUUACAUGUUUGUUGGCUUUACAGGUUGAAAGAAAUCAUGGCGCUGUAAAGGAGCUUUUUUGACAAUAAAAACAAGUUUUCAGUAUUUUUUAUUUUUUUGUUCUGAUGCUUCCAGGUUCGGGGGUUGAAGAGUCAAAGGUUUAGAAAGUUCUGUUGUCAAAAUUGGUCGAAACUGGCUUUGUUUUGUAGCAGCAACACAACCCAGUGAUCUGUAAUGACAAAGUUAUUCUGCUUCACUAUGAACUUUUCUUUUUAAAGCUGGAGUCCAGUGUACCAAGAAUGAAUUUAUACUUGUGUUGUGUUUCCUCAAAGGCUGAAGCGUCUUCCAGGACGUUCUGAUUUUUACCAGGGAACUAACAUCUGGAAAUAUCCAUGUAGAAGGGGGGGGGGACGUGACUCAACCACAUGUAACUGUGGGUCAACUAAUUGUUUUCUAGUUUGCUUUAGUUUGUGUUUGUUAGGUGUCACCUGCGCUCAAGUUAAAUGUCUGCUUCAUUUCCUUUUGGUCUGACUUCAGGCCUCUGAAGUCUCCUCAGCUAGUGUCUGACCAUUUAUUAGUAAUAAACAUUCUCGUUUGUGA